Messenger RNA from Rhagoletis zephyria (snowberry fruit fly), 1071 nucleotides. RefSeq names its product Sec61 translocon subunit beta (gene Sec61beta). Gene Ontology annotation, cellular component: Sec61 translocon complex. The record is from RefSeq and is a predicted model, not a curated record. NCBI's taxonomy places the organism in Eukaryota, Metazoa, Arthropoda, Insecta, Diptera, Tephritidae. Gene Ontology annotation, biological process: intracellular protein transport.
AAAGAGGAAAAACGAAUGAAUUGCCGAUUGGAAGAAAAAAAACGAAAUCAACGACAGCGAAUUGUCACUCACGGCGAAAUCUUUAUUUUUUGGAAAGCAGUCAAUUGGUUCGUUGGUGUUCCAUUUGGUCAGUUGUAAAUACGUGCUUUUAUAUACGAUUGUCGCAGAAUUGUUUAAUAAUUUUACAACAAAAUGCCUGCACCAGCCAGUUCAACCUCUGUGGGUAGUGGUUCACGCUCGCCAACGAAAAUCUCAGCGCCACGCAGCGCUGGCGCUGGUGGUAGUAACCUGAAGCAACGUAAGACAACAAGUAGUACCACAGCAGCUAGAAGUCGCACCACUGGCGCUGGCACUGGUGGCAUGUGGCGAUUCUACACCGACGACUCCCCCGGUAUUAAAGUUGGUCCGGUUCCCGUCUUGGUGAUGUCUCUGCUAUUCAUCGCCUCGGUAUUCAUGCUGCACAUUUGGGGCAAAUACAAUCGUUCUUAAGGAAGUUAGCGCAGCGCAAAAAAAGUAUGUGUGCAGCGACGACGGCAAUAUCCAUAAAACCAUAAGCGGGCACCAAGGAAUGUUGACGAUAAUUUAUCAUGUCUGUAAGACAGGUGCUCACAUUAAGCAUCAGUAAUGGCCACUUGCUGCUUCCUGCACGCCUCAAUAAUUUGCACUAAUAUCCAAUAUAAACUUUCGUUUUAAGUUUAGCAAACUAAGUUAAUUUUUUACUGAUGAAUUAAAUUUCAAUACCAAUGCCACCUAAAAGUAUGCAAGGAAAAAGUUCAUUCCACUUUUUUUAGCGGAUAUUCUUUUGGUAAAACAAAUGCGUUGAGAUCUACAUAUAUUUUCGAUUCAAAAUCCUGGUGGUUUUUUGUAUGGCUCGCAUAAAUUGAGUUAUCUGGAUUUAGCUUACGAUUUACGCAAUUUUGGUGUUUCCAUUAAAUCCUUUAGAUACUGUUAAAACUAAACUUAUAGCCAAAUUCUGUAUCGGUGGCAAACAUUUUUUACUGACAAAUUUAAACUUUUUCAUAUAUUUUUCGGUAAUAAAAACUGUGACAAGAAUUUGUCAGCGAUACAGAA